This is a messenger RNA of Jatropha curcas, 856 nucleotides long. RefSeq lists its product as uncharacterized. The record is from RefSeq and is a predicted model, not a curated record. Gene Ontology annotation, biological process: blue light signaling pathway. Lineage: Eukaryota; Viridiplantae; Streptophyta; Magnoliopsida; Malpighiales; Euphorbiaceae.
ACACAAAAAUACCACCUUAGCGUUGACGUGUAAACUGACUCCCCACCCAUUCUUCUCUUUAUUCUGCUCCCUCACCUCUAAACCCCUCAAAAUCAUUUGUAAUACACAGUCUUCUUCUUUCACAAAGAAAAACGAAAUGUACAAUCCCAUGUAUCAAGAAAUCAAGAAACCAGUAAAUCAAGAACCAAGAAACCAAGAAAAUCAAGAAUCAAGUAACCAAGAAGAUCAAGAAAUGAAUCCAUUAUCGCUUCCAUUAGAAUCAAACCAAACCCAUUAUCGUCUUACUAAUGAUUAUGACGACGAUGAUGAAAAUCAACAAGAAAGUGAAGGGAAGACCCAGCAGAGUGACACUGGGGUGCCUGUAGGAGAUCAAGAUUAUGGAAAGAAUGAGAAACAAGAGACGAGAGGCAAGGCAUUGGUGCAAGAAUAUGAUUCUGGAUGUGAAAGAUUAAGGAGACAUAGAAUUGAAGUUGCAGGUAGGGUUUGGAUUCCAGAUAUAUGGGGUCAAGAAGAGCUAUUGAAGGACUGGAUUGAUUGUUCUGCUUUUGAUGCUCCUUUAAUGCCUAACAGUAUUAUGUCUGCUCGCGCAGCUUUAGUUGAAGAAGGAAGAAGAGCAACUUCUGGAAGAUUAAGAAUAGAAAACAGGUGUUGAGUAAUUUUAUCAACGUAAAGAUCAUUCCUAUUGUUUCUCAAUUAAUUAGUUUCCAUUUGUUUUGAUGAUGAUCUUCAUGAUUAUGGAAUCGUUAAUUAAAUUCCACAACAUCAUGAAAUUACUUUACGUCUAUUAAUUAUUUAACUAGUUAUUCUGUUUCUAUUGUGGUGGAUGAUUAACCUAAUCUACCAGAAACUGGAUUGA